AUGGCGUCGUAUAAUCAGCUGAAAGAGCCUACCGGCGAGGACUAUACUCUUAACUUUGAUGUAGGAGAAUUGGGCAUCCCGUUGGACAAUGAGCCAUCCAUGUCCAUUGGAAUGUAUGACCAGGUUAUCGAUUUCACCCAUCAGACCCCCAAUGAAAUCGACAUUGCCUACCCGGAGCACAUGCUUAACAAGCACAUCGUUUCAGAGACUUGCAAGAGCCUAGAGAUACUUUCACACACCAAUCGCUCCAAUCUUGCUUCCCCUGUUCACAACCCCGACCAUACACAGGUUGGCAACACAUCGGAUUACGAGCGGUACCAUGCUAAAUUCUUCGGUAUGAACUCCGAGCCCGAUUCCGAGGACUCUGUGCCGGAACCCGUGCAGGAACCGGAGGGAAGUCAGUACCCAGAGGCUUGCAUUGACCCGCGCCUUCUCAUGUACGAUCCGGCCUUUUGGGUCUGCACCGAACAGGCAGAUAAGGGUCCUAAUCUAUCAUCGGUGCCGCAAUCAAGCACCUCGGGACUCCUUCAGAGCAUCCAAGCCAUGGAGCCUUUGUUAGCCCAGCAGUCUUGGGUUUCCUAUGUAGCACCAGCUGUAACACCAGUGCCUUGCACAAAGCCAGCAUCCCCUACAGAACCGACAUCCUAUACAGGACUAACAUCCUUCACAAACCUGACAUCCAAUACACAAUCUAUGAACCCGGUCUCUUGUCCUAAACCGGUAUCUCAUCCGGAAUCGGUAUCUCAUCCGGCACCCGUGUCUUAUCCAGAAUCCGUAUCUUAUGUGGGGCCAGUCUCUUAUCCGGAGCCGAUCUCUUAUCCAGGAUCCGCAUCUCCCCCGGAGCCUAUGCCCUAUACGGAAGCAGUAUUCCAGCCCCAACCCCAGCCAUUGGAAGGAGAUAGCUCGCGCGCCUUCCGCUUGCGCCCCGACCCCAUUGUAGCACCUACCAUUCCCCUUCCGAACACUUCUGUUCAGAAGCGCAAGUACGAAAGUUUCUACUUCGAUAGGGUUCCUGCAACUCAGUACGGACAAACAGUAAAGGAGUUUAUUUCUCAGCACCUUGGUUCCAAGACCCCCCACACCGAACCGGUGGUUAACAGUCCCAGCUACAACCAAACCCAAAUGAGCCUAUCUCCUCAAAGCCAAGAGCAACCGAGCAAGAAGGCCAAGGCUUCUAGUCCUUAA
This is a messenger RNA of Daldinia childiae, 1185 nucleotides long. RefSeq lists its product as uncharacterized. The coding region runs from base 1 to 1185 and encodes 394 amino acids. The record is from RefSeq and is a predicted model, not a curated record. Lineage: Eukaryota; Fungi; Ascomycota; Sordariomycetes; Xylariales; Hypoxylaceae. The transcript is spliced from 2 exons.